Messenger RNA from Ficedula albicollis (Collared flycatcher), 2908 nucleotides. It is a transcript of the gene LRCH1, whose product is annotated as leucine-rich repeats and calponin homology (CH) domain containing 1. The record is from RefSeq and is a predicted model, not a curated record. Gene Ontology annotation, molecular function: protein binding. The transcript is spliced from 21 exons. The coding region runs from base 1 to 2484 and encodes 827 amino acids. NCBI's taxonomy places the organism in Eukaryota, Metazoa, Chordata, Aves, Passeriformes, Muscicapidae.
AUGGUGGAUCCUAUGCUCGAUUUGUCACUACCAAUCCUUCGAGGGUCUGUGUGGGGCAGCUGUGCGCAGGGGCCACAGCCAGGUGUGAAGCGGCCGCUGCGGGAGCAGCACGGCACAGAAAGCCCCUUCUGCAGGGCAGAUGCUGCCCAAGGCCUCGCUCGGUGCAACAGCCGCUGCAGCUUUUCACUUCCCAAGGAGCAAAGCCGAGCCCUCACACGCUGCCGGCACACCUGCGGGCUCACACCGCCCAUCGCCACCCAUCCAGCCGCUGGGCCCGGCUGCGGGACAGUCCGCCGGGUGCCGGCAGAGGGGGCCCAGGGAGGAGCAAAGCCGAGCCCUCACACGCUGCCGGCACACCUGCGGGCUCACACCGCCCAUCGCCACCCAUCCAGCCGCUGGGCCCGGCUGCGGGACAGUCCGCCGGGUGCCGGCAGAGGGGGCCCAGGGAGGCGGCGGACAGCCCCUGCUCUGGCGGCAGCGGCCGGGGUGGGCGGCGGCGGCGGCGGCAGCGGGGCGCUGGGUCUGCAGGCGCCGCUGAACCGCGGUCUGGAGCGGGCGCUGGAGGAGGCGGCUCACUCCGGGGGGCUCAACCUGAGCGGCAGGAAGCUGAAGGAGUUCCCGCGCAGCGCCGCCGCUCUCAGCCACGACCUCUCCGACACGGUGCGGGCAGAUUUAUCCAAGAAUCGGUUAACUGAAGUUCCUACGGAGUUGUGCCAUUUUGUGUCACUGGAAACACUAAAUCUCUACCACAAUUGUAUUAAAGUUAUACCAGAUGCCAUAGUAAACUUGCAAAUGUUAACUUACUUAAAUUUGAGUCGAAAUCAGCUUUCUUCUUUGCCAGCUUGCCUGUGUGGUCUUCCUCUAAAAGUCUUAAUUGCAAGUAACAAUAAGCUAGGUUCCCUUCCAGAAGAGAUAGGUCAGCUAAAACAGUUAAUGGAAUUGGAUGUCAGCUGUAAUGAAAUCACAACUUUGCCACAGCAGAUAGGCCAGCUGAAAUCUUUAAAAGAACUGAAUGUCAGAAGAAAUUACCUCGAAGUUUUACCCCAAGAACUAGUACAGCUUCCCUUGGUAAAGUUUGACUUUUCCUGCAAUAAAGUGCUUGUGAUUCCAAUUUGUUUUAGAAAGAUGGUGCACUUACAAGUAUUACUGCUUGAGAAUAAUCCUUUGCAAUCUCCACCAGCACAAAUUUGUACAAAGGGUAAGGUGCAUAUAUUCAAAUAUCUGACUGUACAAGCCUGUCAGAUUAAAACAGCAGACUCACUGUAUCUUAAUGCCAUAGAACCACAGCAUUUGCCACAACCUGUGGAAGAGAGCAUUGAUGACAUCUACCCAAGUAAAAAGGACUCAGAUUCAGGUGUUGGUAGUGAUAAUGGUGAUAAACGUUUGUCAGCAACAGAGCCAUCUGAUGAAGAUACUAUCAGCUUUAAUGUUCCAAUGUCGGAUAUUGUGGAAGAGGAUCAUAUUAUAAAGGAUGAUUCAGGUCACCAUGCUAACUCAAGAAAAGUGGAAUUCCAUCAAGGAUCUUCACACGUGUUUAUCAAUGAUACCUCACAAGAAACAGGAAACCAGUUUGAUGAAACAGAUACUCUUACUACUGAAUUUAUGAGUUAUAUUAAGAGCAGAGCAGCAGAGUGUGAUGAAUUAUUGAGAAUAGAAGAGGACACGCAAUGGCCAGCAGACGAAAUAAUAAAUUUAUCAGAAGAGCAAACUAUUGAUAUAGCAAUGAUAGAACAACUAAGAGAAGCUGUAGAUUUAUUACAAGAUUCCAACAGUGGUCAAAUACGGAUGGACAUGUCUUCUCUUGAUCAGAGAGAAAAUGCUGAAGAGGAACUGGAAUUCCAGAGAAGGAGGGAGUUGAUUAUGGAGAAAGCAAAGCCUGAAGCGAGAACUUGUGAACAGGGUGAAAAAUGGUCACUGAGCCAGAAUGAUCUAAUUGUUUGGAACACGAGUGGACAAACAUCUCACAAUGAGAAUAAGGAUAGAAGUCCAACAAUGUCUCCUACUACAAGCACCACAAUCCCUUUUGGUCUGAAGCCACGAUCAGUGUUCUUAAGACCACAAAGAAAUUUGGAAUCAAUAGAUCCACAGUUCACAAUUCGAAGGAAAAUGGAGCAGAUGAGAGAAGAGAGAGAGCUUGUGGAACAGCUACGUGAGAACAUAGAGACAAGACUAAAGAUUUGUUUGCCUGAAGACCUGGGCUCGGCUCUGAUGGAUGGUGUCGUUCUGUGCCAUUUAGUAAAUCAUGUUCGCCCUCGGUCUGUCGGGAGUAUUCAUGUACCCUCACCAGCAGUACCUAAACUUAGCAUGGCCAAAUGCAGGAGAAACGUGGAAAACUUUUUGGAUGCAUGUAGAAAACUGGGGAUACCAGAGGAGAAGCUCUGCCUACCACAUCACAUCCUAGAAGAAAAGGGCUUGGUAAAAGUGAGCAUAACAGUUCAAGCAUUGCUAGAUGUAACCACAGUGAAACAAGCUUUAUUCACAUGAAACUACUCUCUCUGAUGUUACCAGCUACACUGUGCCAUGAAAGAAUCAAAAUACUGCCCAUUUUUUCAAACUGCAUUGAAAAUAACUCCAGUACUCCAAGAGUAUUCCUAUGAUUUUAAACUCAUAUUUCAGAGUGUACAUAUGUGUUGAACUACAAAGCAGAAACUGAACAGAAACAUUUUCUAGAGGAAGUUGGCGCUUCACUGCUUUUAUAGCUCACUUUGUACAGUACUUACUAAAACAACCACCUCUCUGCCACUUAGAAUUGUGUGGAGUACACAGCUGUCUUGCAGCAAGAUACCUUUGUAUUAUUAAACUAAGAAUCACUGUAAUCACCUGGGGGGAGGGAGAAGGGAGAGUAAAUCAGACUGCUACCACCUUAGGUUUUUCUGCAGUUGCUUCAGGCUAUUGCCUUUUAAAAAUA